This is a messenger RNA of Vigna angularis (adzuki bean), 1820 nucleotides long. RefSeq lists its product as uncharacterized. Gene Ontology annotation, molecular function: O-methyltransferase activity; S-adenosylmethionine-dependent methyltransferase activity. Lineage: Eukaryota; Viridiplantae; Streptophyta; Magnoliopsida; Fabales; Fabaceae. Bases 644 to 1579 code for a protein of 311 amino acids. The record is from RefSeq and is a predicted model, not a curated record. The transcript is spliced from 9 exons.
ACAGCAAUAAAUUGAUGAAAACUCCUCAUGGAUAGAUAAGUGAACUAUGCAUGCAAGCAUCACGAAAAGUACCACCAAAUCAAGCUGAGCCCACUCUGAUAUCCCAUGAAUAAUAAAUAAUGGGCGAGGUGACCCACUGACACCGUCUAUAAGUUUCAAUUCAGAGGGCAACUUUCUUUUUCAGUGCAUCUAAAUACUGAUGUAUAUUAAAGUAAUAGUUGCCCAUUUAUUUUCUUAAAAAAUAAUAAUUUUAGGUCUUCCUCUCAUCCUAUUUGAUUGGGAUGAUGAUUUUUUCUUUAAUAUUUACUUUCUAUUUUUUUUUUUAAUUUUCUAAGAUAGUAGAAAUUUUUUAAUUUUUUCUUUAAUACUUUUACUUUAUAAAUUAUUAGAAAGAUUUGUACAAGGAUAUAACAUUGAAGUAUAAGUAAUUUUUCCAAAAAAAUUUAAAUUCUGCUAUGAUUCCUUUGAACUUUUGAAUGCUACUAUAUAUUGGGUUUGUCCUGUAAUUGAGCCUUCUGUUGGUCGAAGUCCCCUGCCAACCAUGUGUUUGUAAAAUUGUCUCUGAGGAAAAAAAAGGCAAAAGGGUACUUGAAAGUGAGGGUUACGAGGAGGAUAGAUUGUUAUCGUAAAAGGUUGUAUUGUUAUGGCAAAUAGUAGCAUAAACUUGGUGCUUCAUCAAGGGUCAAUGUUGCCACAUGAACUUCCUGUAGCUGCUGUACUGGGACCUUCGUGCUUUCAUUCGUUUUCUUCAACUUGGGCUAUUACCAAUGGAGCCAUUCAUGUCUCACCACGAAGGGGGAACUGCAGUGCUACUUGUUAUUGCUCAAGUUUCAGGAAAUGUACGUGCAAAUGGAAACGGCUUGUAAGAAGUUGCUCCACCAGUGAGUUUGUCAUUGCCGGUGAUGAAAACUAUGGCAAUAAGCAGGUUGUUAGUCUCACUCCCCGUCUCUACGACUAUGUACUAAAAAAUGUUCGAGAGCCAGAGAUUCUAAGGCAAUUGCGGCAGGAGACAGCCUCUAUGCGUGGAAGUCAAAUGCAGGUGUCCCCUGAUCAGGCACAGCUGCUUACAAUGCUUGUGCAGAUUCUUGGAGCAGAACGGUGUAUUGAAGUUGGCGUUUAUACCGGAUACUCAUCAUUAGCCAUAGCAUUAGUUCUGCCAGAUUCAGGUCAUUUAGUUGCCUGUGAAAGAGAUGCCAAAUCUCUUGAAGUUGCCAAGAAGUAUUAUCAACUAGCUGGUGUUUCACAUAAGGUGGAUGUAAAACUUGGACUUGCAAUGGACUCCCUAGAAUCUUUAAUUCUGAAUGGUGAAGCAGGAAGCUAUGAUUUUGCAUUUAUUGAUGCCGAGAAAAGAAUGAACGAGAAAUAUUUUGAACUGCUACUACAGCUGGUGAAGGUUGGAGGUCUUAUUGUAAUUGAUAAUGUCCUUUGGCAUGGAAAAGUUGCUGACCAACUGGUUUAUGACCCUAAAACUCUCAGCAUUAGAAAUUUUAACCAGAAGUUAAUGGAAGAUGAGCGCGUAGACAUCACUAUGUCUCAGGUACCUAUUGGAGACGGGAUGACGAUCUGCCGAAAACGCUGACCCAUUUUUGAGUAACUUUUAAGUUGUAUGCAAUUGAACUUUCACCCUUCAGGGGUAAUUCUUCUGUAAGAUCUGAGGAAAGAAAGAUGCAUAAUAAGCACAAAAUUGAUUAGAUGUUCUUUAAGCUUUUGGAGUUGCAAAGUCCUUUCGUUUAGGCUACUUUUGGCAAGGAUCUGAAAACUGUGUACUGAUGAAGAUCAUUUUGGCUCCAAAUGGAAUACGCUAAACCAGAUUUAUAUGA